AUGGAAAUGACUUAUCGUCCUGUUGUCACCACUCAGCCACAAUGCCACACAUCCACGCGGAGUUUUGAGUGGCAGACGGACCUCUGUGACUGCGGCAGCGACUGUCGUGUUUGUGAGUGAAGUUCAAAGAUUUGGGGUUUUAUGGCCUUGGGGGACUUUGAACAUCAGCCACGAUUUAGCUGUACUAUAAAACAACAGCCAACCUCUCUCUAUAAAAGCCAGUCUCUCAGUGUUCCAUCACACACUAGUGUGACCAUUCUCAAAUAGCAAGGUGGGCUUUCCAUGCAGGGGAAGAAGUGUAGAAUCUGCCACUUGUGUAUAAUAAUAAUAAUAAUAAUAAUAAUAAUAAUAAUAAUUUAUACCCCGCCCAUCUGGCUGAUUUUCCCCAGCCACUCUGGCCGGCUCUCAACAGAAUAUACAAAAACACAAUGAAACAUCAAACAUUAAAAGCUUCCCUAUAUAGGGCUGCCUUCAGAUGUCUUGUUAAAGUCAGACAGUUGUUUAUCUCAUUGACAUCUGAUGGGAGGGUGUUCCACAGGGUGGGCGCCACUACUGAGAAGGCCCUCUGCCUGGUUCCCUGUAACCUCGCUUCUCGCAGUAAGAGAACUACCAGAAGGCCCUUGGAGCUGGACCUCAGUGGGGUGGAGCUGGACGAUGGGGGUGGAGACGCUCCUUUAGGUAUACUGGACAGAGACCGUAUCUGCUCCAUUUGCAGUCCAGGUGCUCUCAGCUUGGGGUGCUGUCAAUUAUUGGGCCCCUUCCAGGCCCCGGAUAUCUCUUCUCAUGGUUCUUUGCCCUUAAAUUGGAUCUGGAUUGGCAGUCCUUCAAAUAGAGGACUGUAUUCUGUAAAGUGGGACACAUGGCAGCUUAAAGGGAGGUCUCAGGAAGGGGAGGAGAGGCACAGCAGUCUCUAGAAUAGCUACUUCCUCUGACAAGUUGUGUGGACUGAGAAACCAAACCUGGAGCAAGACUUGUACAAGGCCAGCCAGCUCCCCCAUUGGGUUCUCAGAUAACUUGGUCCACCUGAGGUGAGGAGCUGCAGUCCCCUUCUCUGCAGGGGCGGAGCAAGGUGGGUGCGGUGGGUGCGGUCUUCCCCAGGUGUCACCUCCGGGGUGUGUGUGUGUGUGUGUGUGUGUGACAAAAUGCUGUGUGGCACUCAACGUCUGUGAGAGACGCCUUGGCAUGCUUUGGCUUACCGCUGCCAAAAUGGCUCCUCUGUAGGGCGGCAGGCAGAUUCCUCGCCACAAGGCGCGCAAUCUCCGCUAGAAUAGCUCAACAACUCUGGCUCCCCACCCAACUGUGAAUUUUUUGCAGGCAAAAAUUUCAGUGUGUGUGUGGGGGGGGUGACAAUAAAUUUUCUGGACCGGGUACCACCUGACCUUGUUACACCACUGCUUCUCUGGCCAUUAAUAUGGUGUUGCAGAACAACCAAGAUCAAAUCAAUAGCCCGCAGUGACUGAAGGCUGCUCUGGCAGUGCAGGUCUUAAGAUGCCCAGGCCCAGCUGACAGACUCCCUCCCUAGCAUAUUAUAAGAUCAGAUGGCACCACGCCCCAUAAAUGGCCCCAAGUGGACCCCUUUUCUUGUCUCCGUAGGAGAGAAGGGCAGCCACGCACUUAUAUGGGGAGAAACGAAGCGCUGUACAGGGCGACCCUGGUGUGGCCUAUAUGGUCUGACCUUCCCUCCCAGGAAGAUUAAUUAUUAUUCUACAUAAUAAAAAUAUAGGUCUUGUUAUCCAGACAUCAUACGAUCCAUGAAAAUCAUUCACAGGGUCAAGCAUUCACAUAACAAGCCAAUGAUUUCCAGUGAUUCCUAUUGGAAAAUUUCUAAUGUGUCCCGACCAUGGAAUUUUUACUCCCAAAGACCCCCCCCCCCAAAAAAAAAAAUAUCCAGGAAAACAUAGGGGAAAAUGCUCUGAUUUAUCCAACUGCUCCCCCUCCCUCCAUUCCUCAGCCAACCAGCAAAAUGCAAAUGAGGAAGUAAAAAUGCUCUGUUUGGGUAUCUGGAUCUGUGGUGUGUAUGGCAAGGCUUGGAUAUGAAUUCCUCAUGUUUGGAUAAAUGAAUUUUUGCUUAGUGAACUUUUACAAAACAGAAUGUGUGUGUCUUUACCUUUUAUCUAAGCCUCUGCUGCCCUUGGCCCUUGGCUCUGUAUGUGCUUAUGAGUUGAAUUGCACACACCCUUCGGCGAGACUUCACAAACUCACAGACAAGUUUGGCCAACCCAUCAUGAUGACUGAUAAUUUCCAGUUGCAUGCGGUAACUGCAGAAAGAAGUACAAGACGCAAGGAAUUGUUGACCCAAGAGCAAUUGGUGCCAGAGAGUAAUUUGGGAGUUAGGGAACUGCCUAUCCUGAGUCAUUUUUGUCUUCAGUGAUGGGCAGUGACUUUCCAGGGUUUCAGACACUGGGCACUCCCAGUCUCGCCCUGGAGAUACUGAGGAUUGGACCUUAGGCCUUUUGUAUGCAAGAUAGAUGCUCUAACCCUGAGAAGUGGUCCUCUCUUUGAAAGUGUUUCUUCAUCUCAAGACACCGUGCCUCUAAAUGCUUCUGAGACCAAGCAGUGAAAUUCCAUUGGCUGCGUGUAUACUGGAGGGUGCGAAAAAGCUAACCUUUGUGUUUGAUUCCCGCCCGCCCCCUCUAGGUCUGUGUGGAACAUUCUGCUUCUUCUGCCUAGGAUGCAAAGUUGCCAAGGACAUGGAAGAAUGCUGUUGCUGUGGACCGAGCGUCGCCAUGAGGACUCGCUACCGGACUCAGUUUAGGAUACCGGUAAAUUACUGGAUAGGGAUGCAGGUGGCGCUGUGGUCUAAACCACAGAGCCUAGGGCUUGCCGAUCAGAAGGUCGGCGGUUCAAAUCCCCGUGACGGGGUGAACUCCCAUUGUUCGGUCCCUGCUCCUGCCCACCUAGCAGUUCAAAAGCACGUCAAAGUGCAAGUAGAUAAAUAGGUGCCACUCCGGCGGGAAGGUAAACGGCGUUUCCAUGCGCUGCUCUGGUUUGCCAGAAGCGGCUUAGUCAUGCUGGCCACAUGACCCGGAAGCUGUACGCCGGCUGCCUCGACCAGUAAAGCAAGAUGAGUGCCGCAACCCUAGAGUCGUUCGCGACUGGACCUAACCUUUUAAAUUACUGGGUAAUAUUUGUGUUUCGCGUUUCUAAGUUGCUCAACAAACACUCCCCAAUUAAGUGUUGUGCAGAUAACAUCUUAAAUAAAUAAAAUAAAGAAAACCAGCAGAGACUGGAAACAGAAUGUUCCAUCCAUCCCUAAUCAAAAUACAAUUCAGUCUUCUGCUAUGAAAUUUUGCUUUUUUUUUACUCUCUGCAGGGAUCCAUCUGUUGCGACUGCCUCACCACCACUUUCUGUGCUCCCUGCAAUCUUUGCCAGCUCAAGAGAGAUAUCAACAGGAGGAAGCAGCUGGGGAUAUUCUAG
Messenger RNA from Podarcis lilfordi (Lilford's wall lizard), 3418 nucleotides. Lineage: Eukaryota; Metazoa; Chordata; Lepidosauria; Squamata; Lacertidae. The record is from the annotation of a GenBank genome assembly.